AUGUUUUGGUUCUUUUUCCGAUCUAUAAACCGGAUGGCUAAUCAAUCAAAUCAACGAGCAAUUCAGCUCAUUUUACAAUAUGCAAAGCAAUUACGUACUAAAGUUCCUGGUGAUUUUGAUCCCAUAUUAUCGGCCAUUGGUGAUGCAAAAGUGGUGAUGAUUGGUGAAGCAAGUCAUGGCACGCAUGAAUUUUAUGAUAAUCGUGCUGAAUUAACAAAACGUUUAAUAAAAGAAAAGGGUUUCACUGUUUUGGCGUGUGAAGCAGAUUGGCCAUGUGCUUGGAAAGUGAAUCAAUGGGUAAAAGGAGUUUCGACAAAUGAAAAAAAUGCAGAAGAAGCUUUGGGAGAAUUUCUUCGUUUUCCACGUUGGAUGUGGCGAAAUAAAGUUGUUCAAGAAUUUAUUACUUGGUUAAAAGCUCACAAUGAAAUGGUAAAGGAUAGAAAACAAAAAACAGGAUUUUAUGGUAUUGAUCUAUAUAGUUUACAAGCGAGUAGAGACGAAGUGAUUAAAUAUUUAGAAAAAGUGGAUGGAGAGUUGGCUAAAAAAGCAAAAAAGAAUUAUGGCUGUUUCGAUCGUUAUCCAACAGAAGAGUCAUAUGGCUACAGUUCAGCCUUGGGAUUAUCUCUAGGUUGCGAAAAAGAAGCUAUUACAAUUCUGAAACAAAUGUUGGCUAAACACGCUAGUACAAUGGCUCAAAACAAGAGUCAAGAUGAUUAUGAUGAUUCGUUUUAUGCUAUGGAAAAUGCAAAAAUUGUUAAAGAAGCAGAAAAAUACUACCGACAUAUGUUUGAAGGUGGUGAAAUAACUUGGAAUAUCCGCGAUACCCAUAUGGUUGAAUGUUUGCAAGAUCUAUUAAAACAUAUUGGUGAUGGUGCAAAAGCUGUUAUUUGGGCGCAUAAUUCUCAUCUUGGUGAUGGUCGUGAAACAGAGUCUAAACGGUCAAAAGAAGUAAAUAUUGGACAGUUGGUACGUCAACGAUUUGGUUUAGAAAAUACGUUUAAUAUUGGUUUUACUACAUAUACGGGUUCAGUAACAGCUGCAGACAGUUGGGAUAUGGAUCCUGAAUUCAAACGUGUUAAACCAUCAUUGAAAGAUUCUCAUGAAUAUUUAUUACACGAAGCAUUAAUUACAAGUGAUACCAAAAAUGCAAAAUCCCACUUAGCUAGUAAUGGUCAAUAUUAUUUAUUAUUUCGUUCAAAUAGCAAACAACAAGAAGAUACUAAUAGUAUUUCAAAAGAACUGAAUGAUUUAUUACAUGAAAAACGAUUAGAACGAGCUAUUGGUGUUAUUUAUAGACCAAAUACAGAAAGACAAUCACAUUAUUUUGAUGCACAUUUAUCAACACAAUUUGAUUGUGUCAUUCAUAUUGAAACAACAACGGCCUUAGAACCAUUGGAAACACAUCCACAAUGGAUACAAGGCAAAACUGAUCAUGUACCGGACACGUUUCCAAUGAAUGUUUGA
Didymodactylos carnosus is the source of this 1464-nucleotide messenger RNA. The record is from the annotation of a GenBank genome assembly. NCBI's taxonomy places the organism in Eukaryota, Metazoa, Rotifera, Eurotatoria, Philodinida, Philodinidae.